Messenger RNA from Oryzias melastigma (Indian medaka), 3573 nucleotides. RefSeq names its product regulator of G-protein signaling 3. Gene Ontology annotation, biological process: signal transduction. Gene Ontology annotation, cellular component: plasma membrane; nucleus. Lineage: Eukaryota; Metazoa; Chordata; Actinopteri; Beloniformes; Adrianichthyidae. The record is from RefSeq and is a predicted model, not a curated record.
CCACAUGGUGGCAGGAGAGAAACAUACAGUUGUCUGGAUGCUGUAAUGACUUCCCUGUCACAUCAUUUCCACAUGGGCUCAGCUUGCGUUAAACCUCACAUAAAUAAUAAGGCAUCUUUUGUCGGGCCAAGCGCAUACUUUCCGGUCCUUAUAAAGCGUCUGUAAUGCUCACAUGCUCCGCCAAAACACAGGCGUCUUUUAGUCAAACCAUUGUAAUUGCCUAAAGAGGAACCUAAAAUUAGAAUUAUCUAAUAAAUCCUAUUCUGGUGUCAUAAGUGAGGUUUUUUUUUUUUUUUUUUUAGUUUUUAUUAACCUUGAGGCUUAGGAGUAUGUGCUAUUCCCAGGGUUGCUGCAUUAGAGCGCUCUGUUGUUUUCUUUCCUGCACCAGAGGCCUACAUUCUGCUUAGCUCUGAAGCAUCUGGAUUUGAGGCUCUUCAUGCAGGGCUGCAGUUUUAUUUAAAUCAAUGGAUGAGUCAUCUGACUGGGUGGGGAGGUUUUGAUAUUCCUAGAAUAAAAGAGCCCAUCUAUUCCGUUACCUGGAGGCGGUUUUCACUCCUCUCAUUGCAUCAUAUUUCAAUCAAUUCUAAAUGAGCAUUAACGAUGGGAUUUUCUCCUCUGAUGUCUUAAGGAUACACUUGUAUAAGCCCCAAAGCCACCAGAAACUCGUUUGGAUUUGAAAAUAACUGCUUUUUACCGUCCCCCUUAUAGCUGCAUCAAAUUCUAGUGACUUUUAUGGAUGCAGAUUUAAGCUCCACCAGUUCAUCUUUCAUUUACUUGGCAUAACAGUUCAACUUGAGCAAGGAUGAGUUGGCAUGAGGGAGCCCUUGAUUCUUUUAUGCAAUAUUUCUGCUAAUCUGCAGUUCUAGCCUCCUGUGAUGCACGGAUGAGUGAUAAGUGACUAUAACUGGAAAGCUUGUUUCUUAAUUUGGGUUGUACAUUCUCUCUCGAGGCCUGCGGGUUAGCAGUGGGACAUCUUGCAGUGAUUAGGCCCAUCCAGCCCACAACGCUGCGCCGCAUUAUUAGCGGGCCAGUCAAUCCGCAGUGGAAAUCAAAAGCAGGGACUCAGGAAAUGGGUGUUGAGUGAGGUCACAUCCCAAUGAGGCAGCACGUGCUGCAGGUCGAGAAAAAGCCAGGACACCUACCCAGGGAUUGUGGAGGAGCCCAUGCGUACCCAUCAUUGGUGCGUUACAAUGGGUGGCUCUUACAGCUCAUCACAGCUCUGCACGGGACAGGUGAGGCGGUUGAUUAGGGAGAAUUUGAAUCCUGAUUCUGAAGCUGCAGAAGAACGCUGGAGCGAGCAUGUUGCCUUUGCCCUGGGUCAGCUCCCUCUCAGCAACCUCUGUGGGCACAUUGAGGACGGCGUGAUGAAACCGAAGAGUGAGGACUGAGUCUCUCCCCUCCUUCUUUGCAACAUUUGUUCAGUCCCUGCCAAGGAACCUGUCUGGGACACUUCUGCAGGAAAGACUGAGAUUGACAAGAUAGUGACAAAAGCCUGAUUCGUACUUCUGGAAAACUCUAGAAUGGCCAAAGACAUGAAGAACCGGCUGGCUUUCCUGCGGAGGAGGAAUGAGUCCCCAGGAAGCACUCCGGCCAACAAGUUAGACAAAUCCAUGAAGUCAGUCAAGCCCACCCCAGAGGAAGCACUAAAAUGGGGGGACUCACUUGACAAGCUGCUGGGUCACAAAUGUGAAUCUGGACUCCUACACGAGAGACCACACUAAGGACAACCUGCAGAAUGUGACGCGUUCCUGCUUUGACCUAGCGCAGAGGCGGAUAUACGGGCUGAUGGAGAAGGACUCAUACCCCCGUUUCCUGCGCUCAGAACUUUACUCGGACUUAAUUAACCAAAAGAAGCCCAGUGCCACUUCCACUUCGUCUUCAUCGUAAAAAGAUGAGGAGGAACACAAGGAGAAAGAGUGUUGGUGAACGCAAAACAAAGGGGCAGACUUGAAAAGAAACACAGAAUGGGUGGGAUGUGAGCUUUUUUUUUUUUAUUGCCUUUUAUUUUAUUUUUUAUUAUUAUUAUUAUUAUUAUUGUGCGUGCAUGUGUGAGUGUUAUCCUGUUUUUGUUUUUCAUUGUUGUGGUGUGUGAGGACGCAGCAAAGCUAUGGCACUGCAAAGGAAUGUAGUUUACACAGUUACAGAGAGGAUUGGUGAAUGGAUGGAUGUUACUUAAAUUACAGAAGCCCAGGAGCAAGGGCUGCAGCAGGAGCUGGACGCUUGUCUGAUCACUGUUCUUUGUUGUUUUUCUUUUUUUAUAUAUGAGUAGAGUAAAAAAUAACAAAAAAAGUUUGUUUUUAACAAGUUGUACUGGAAAAAAAGGAGGUGAAGACAGUCCGGUACUGUUUAGUCACUUUUUUUCCUUUAAAGACUCCUUCUUUGCUCCUUUCCUCCUCUGUGAAGCACCUCCAGAUCUGUCGGUACGACCGUUUUCCUUCCGUCUUUUUGAAUGCAAGCUUCGAUGGAGGGCGAACACAAGGUGUUCUGAUGACGACAACCUUCGCGGCUCGACUUUUUUUUCCACCUUUUCAAAUCUCUGCAUCCGUUGAAAGCUUUUAGAAACACCUUGGUUUCAACUUGAAGGCGGUUCGGCAGGAGCGAGGACUCAGAUGGACUGUCUCACAUCAAAAAAAAAAGAAAGGCGACCUGCAAAGAACAACAAGGAACGGAAAAAUGAUAUCUCCUUUAAUGUUGUAGCUCUCUGGACUAAUGAGGAAACAUUCUCAGGACACUGCUUUAACCCAUUACAGUUUCAUCUUUACUCAUUUUUUUCAUUUGCAUCAUCUUUUUUAGGGUUUCCCUUGUUCCACAAGGGGAUGCACAAGAGGUUGCUAGUCAAAGAACAAAGAAAAUGCUUUGUGUGUACAAAACGUUUGCCUAUUUAUUUAGAUUAACUUGCUGGAUACUUCUACAGACACCUUCACGACCUCCAAAGCACUCCGCUAACAGCUCUCACUUCCCCUCUUAACCACCAAACAGGUCCAAAGCUGUCCUGAACUUUAAGUGCAAUAUUUUUUUUUAUUAUUAUUAAGUUUUUGGAUAAAUUUGAAUUUAUAACUUGGAAGACGGAACGGCUUGAGCUUUGUUUUACUUUUUAAUUGUUAAGAGAAAAAUACUUUAGAGCCAUAAGGUUGACUUUCAAGAAGUAUCAGUAGUUUUAAGCAAGUGAUUCUAACUGUGUGUUAAACCCCGGCAGCAGGCAGCUGGGGGCAUUAUGGUUGUAAAUAUAAUUCUUUAAGAAAACUAUGUGAUAGAAAAAGAAAAAAAAAAAUAGGUCUCUGCUGGUGACGUGUGGGGCCCAGCUGUAUCUAUGUAAAUACGAAAGACGCAAACUUAUAAGAUGACACUUAAAAGAAUUUAAACAAACAAGAAAAAAGCAUAGAUGAGCAAGAGCAAACACAUCCGCUCUUUAUCCUGGUCAUACACUGCUUGUAAGGGGUUUUUCUGAAAUGCAUUUUAUCAUUUUCACUGUUUACAAUUCAAAAUGCAUCUCCUAUGAUAGCAAGUGAAAACCGUAGAAUACAUUUGGUGUCAUUGCUAACGAUAAAUAAACCAACAGACUGAUGAAGAAAA